AUGCGCGAGAAGAGAGAAGCACCAUAUCAACAAAGGCAAGAAGACACAAGGCUUCACUAUGAAAGGAGAGCAUUCCAAAUUACUCACUUCCCCUUGAUUAGAAAAAUCAAGCCAGACGAGGCGGGGCGGGGCGGGGCCGGCGUGUGGGCUGCCAGGAAGGGGGCGGAGCUUCCGGCUAGUCGAAGGGGAGAGGCAGUAGCCGGUGUGGACGUGUUCCUCAAAAUACGGCGCCGCAAGACCAUCAUCUUCAUGGAAGGCAAAGCGUCCAGCACCAUGUUCCUGUUGAAGCGCAUCGUCGAGGGCAUCCUCAAGCAGCUGCCAGACGAGCAGCGGCUGUACAAGGACCACCGGUUUCUGGACGAUGGCAAGAUAUUGGGUGAGUGUGGCUUCACCAGCCAGACCCAGCCGCGGGUGGGGCUAGCCUUACAGGCAGGUGAAGCAUUUGAGACCCUGCCCAUCAAACCCUUCUCCAGCCCACCGGAGUUGCCGGAUGUGAUGAAGCCGCAGGACCCAGGAAGCAGCGCUAAUGAACAAGCUGUGCAGUGAGAGCUCCCCCUGAGGGCCUCCCCCCACUCCAUAAAAGAGAUUGGGUGCCAAAAACAAAGAAAAAAGAAAGAAAAGAAAAA
This is a messenger RNA of Orcinus orca (killer whale), 626 nucleotides long. RefSeq names its product elongin-B-like. Gene Ontology annotation, cellular component: elongin complex; VCB complex. The transcript has 2 exons. Gene Ontology annotation, biological process: transcription elongation by RNA polymerase II. NCBI's taxonomy places the organism in Eukaryota, Metazoa, Chordata, Mammalia, Artiodactyla, Delphinidae. Gene Ontology annotation, molecular function: protein binding. The record is from RefSeq and is a predicted model, not a curated record. The coding region runs from base 1 to 546 and encodes 181 amino acids.